Messenger RNA from Saprolegnia diclina VS20, 1605 nucleotides. RefSeq lists its product as hypothetical. Gene Ontology annotation, cellular component: membrane. The record is from RefSeq and is a predicted model, not a curated record. The coding region runs from base 1 to 1605 and encodes 534 amino acids. Gene Ontology annotation, molecular function: amino acid transmembrane transporter activity. The transcript has 13 exons. NCBI's taxonomy places the organism in Eukaryota, Oomycota, Saprolegniomycetes, Saprolegniales, Saprolegniaceae. Gene Ontology annotation, biological process: amino acid transport; transmembrane transport.
AUGGCGUCGUGGUGGCAGUCGUUUGGCCGCAUCAAGCCGCUUCCGAGCGCGAAGCAUAGCCCGUCGUCGCCGUCCGCGUCGCUCAAGCGCUGCCUCUCAACCUUCGACCUCAUCUGCUACGGCGUCGGGUGCUCUGUCGGCGCCGGCGUCUAUUCGCUCAUCGGCAUUGGCGCCGAGAUCACGGGGCCGUCGAUCUCCAUCUCCUUUCUCAUCGGCGGCAUUGCAUGCAUCUUUACGUCACUGACGUACUCGGAGUUUGCGGCGCGCGUUCCGAUUACCGGGUCGGCCUACACCUUUGUCUACGUGACGUUUGGCGAACUCGCGGCGUGGCUAAUUGGCUGGAACCUCACGCUUGGUUAUGGCAUCUCGUCGGCCGGCAUUGCUCGCAGCUGGGCGUCCUAUGUGACCAUGUUCUUGCAGCAAUUCGGUGUCGUCGUACCGCCGUCGUGGGUUGCCAUGGACCUUGGUCUCGGCACGCCCUGCAGCAGCAUCGCCGCGGUCUUGAUCCUCGUGCUGAGCGUCAUCUUGCUCGCUGGUGUGCAUGAAUCGGCCAAGUUCAACGCUGCCGUGACAGCCCUCAACAUUGCAGUUCUUCUCCUCGUCAUUGCCGUGGGGAGCUACCAUGUCGAGACGACCAACUGGGAGCCGUUUGCGCCCGAGGGUGUCCAUGGCAUCAUGCAAGGCGCUGGAGUCAUCUUCUUUUCGUACUUGGGCUUUGACAUGGUCGCAUGCCUUGCCGAGGAAGUGCCCGACCCGCAAAAAAACGUGCCCCGGGGUAUCAUCGGGUCGCUCUUGAUCUCCAUGUCCAUUUACGUCGGCGUCUCGUUGGUCGUGACGGGGAUGGCGCCCGUGUCUGUGCUGGGCACCCAAGUGCCUUUGGUGAACGCCUUUGACUUUCACGGCCUCAACUGGGUGUGCCACGUCAUUUCAUUUGGCUCGAUGUUUGGCCUCACGACUGCGGCGUUUACGUGCCUUAUGGGGCAGCCCCGUAUUUUCUAUCAAAUGGCCAAAGACGGACUUUUGCCCGCGCCACUCGCGACGUUGCACGCGACCACGCGGGUGCCAUACUGGAGCACAAUUCUCACGGGCCUCCUCGUGGCCGUCAUUGCGUUCUUCUUUGACCUCGACUUCCUCGCCAAUGUCAUUUCGUGCGGCACCCUCAUGGUCUUUACCUUUGUGAACGCGGGCGUCUUGGAGUUGCGCUUCGAAGCCGACGUGCCGCGCAGCCGCGUGUCGUUCCCGUGGCGCAACUUUGGCUUUGUUCUAUCGUCCUUUGCGUUUGCGCUCACGCUCGUCUGGUCGACGCACUGGCUCUUCCAAGUGUUUGCGGGUCUGCUCUGCGCGGUGGCCUUUUUGGCGCUUCUCUCGGGUCGUCCCCGACCGCUGUCUCUCGAAGACGCGGGAGCGUUCCAGUGCCCGUGGGUGCCCCUCGUGCCGUGCCUCGGCAUCUUUUGCAACGUCUACAUGAUGACCAGUCUCCCCCUUGCGGCAUGGGUCGGUGUCGGCGUCUGGAUGUUUCUCGGUGUGAGUGUGUACCUCUGCUAUGGCCUGCACCACAGUGUCCUUCGCCACACGAGCAGCUUCGAGGCAAGUCCGCUUUUGUAA